This is a messenger RNA of Odobenus rosmarus divergens (Pacific walrus), 1392 nucleotides long. It is a transcript of the gene RIMS3, whose product is annotated as regulating synaptic membrane exocytosis 3. The transcript has 8 exons. Gene Ontology annotation, cellular component: cytoskeleton of presynaptic active zone; presynaptic membrane. Lineage: Eukaryota; Metazoa; Chordata; Mammalia; Carnivora; Odobenidae. Gene Ontology annotation, molecular function: small GTPase binding; transmembrane transporter binding. Gene Ontology annotation, biological process: positive regulation of synaptic transmission; regulation of synaptic plasticity; calcium ion-regulated exocytosis of neurotransmitter. Bases 181 to 1107 code for a protein of 308 amino acids. The record is from RefSeq and is a predicted model, not a curated record.
CCUCGCCCAGCGGAGACCCCUCCCUAUCUGGACCCUGGCCCCACCGCCGGAAGUUAACUGAAGCCUCGUGUAAAUGCCCUAGGGGUGUGCUGUUGAGAGGGGCACAGCCCCCUGUGAUGUGGAACACCACUCUCAGACUCAUCAGUUCGGGUUGCCUGAGGCCUUGCCGCCCCUCGGACCAUGUUUAACGGGGAGCCGGGUCCGGCCUCGGCCGCGGCCUCCAGGAAUGUGGUUCGGAGCUCCAGCAUCAGUGGUGAAAUCUGCGGCCCCCAGCAGGCUGGGGGUGGGACCGGGACCACCACGGCCAAGAAGCGGCGCAGCAGCCUUGGGGCCAAGAUGGUGGCCAUCGUGGGCCUGACCCAGUGGAGCAAGAGCACGCUGCAGCUGCCCCCGUCUGAAGGGGCCACCAAGAAGCUGCGCAGCAACAUCCGGCGGAGCACAGAGACGGGCAUCGCGGUGGAGAUGCGGAGUCGGGUCACACGCCAGGGCAGCCGGGAGUCCACAGAUGGGAGCACCAACAGCAACAGCUCCGAGGGCACGUUCAUUUUCCCCACCACUCGGCUUGGGGCUGAAAGCCAGUUCAGUGAUUUCCUGGAUGGGCUGGGGCCAGCCCAGAUUGUGGGGCGACAGACAUUGGCGACGCCACCAAUGGGGGACGUGCACAUUGCCAUCAUGGACCGCAGUGGCCAGCUAGAGGUGGAAGUGAUUGAGGCUCGGGGCCUGACCCCCAAACCAGGCUCCAAAUCCCUCCCAGCCACCUAUAUCAAGGUUUACCUGCUUGAGAACGGGGCCUGCUUGACCAAAAAGAAGACAAAGGUGGCCAAGAAGACCUGUGACCCCCUGUACCAGCAGGCUCUGCUCUUCGACGAGGGGCCCCAGGGCAAGGUGCUGCAGGUGAUUGUUUGGGGAGACUACGGCCGCAUGGACCACAAAUGCUUCAUGGGCAUGGCCCAGAUCAUGCUGGACGAGCUGGACCUGAGUGCCGCGGUCACGGGCUGGUACAAACUCUUCCCCACGUCCUCAGUGGCAGACUCUACACUUGGAUCCCUCACCAGGCGCCUGUCCCAGUCCUCCCUGGAGAGUGCCACCAGCCCCUCGUGUUCCUAAGGACCUCAGAAGAGGCCGGGAUGCAGUGUGGGAAGGGGCGCCUGAUGCCCCCUCCCCGCCCCCUGUACAUAGUCUUCGUGUCUCUCUGGACCCCUUGCCCUGCUGCAUGCCCGUCGGCUACUGGGCCCACCCCAACUGGCAGCGGAGACUAGUGUGUGCGUGCGUGUCUGUGUGUGUGUGUGAUCAUGUUCUAUCUGUUCACGUGUCUGGGUAUAGCCAGUCUUGGUGACUACAUGAGCUAAAAUCCACAUCUCUCUGUGUCUUGUUGAAAAGAAACCCAAAGGA